UUAAACUGAGACUGAGACAUUAAUCAAUUUAGUCUAAAAAUGUGCGGCCUUCGCGAGAAAGUUUGUGAGUGUUGAUCAGUGGAACGUUGGUCAGUUGGUUUUUAGAUUCUGAUGUGAUAUGUGAAAGAUUGAGUUUCUUAUGAAAUGGAGUUGUUCCUCUUUCUGUAUAUUUUAUUUGUUAUUGCCAGUGGCAUUUACUUCUUCCUGACAUGGAACUACAAACAUUGGGAAAAACGAGGAGUACCGUUUCCUGAACCUGGUAUCUUUGUUGGAAAUGUACCUGGUGCAGUGACUCAAAAACAUCAUCUUCUCUACGAUUUGGAUAAGAUCUAUAAUCAAUUUAAGGACAAGUAUUCCUUGGUUGGUUACUUCAACAUGCGUCAACCGCAGUACAUGGUGACCGAUGCAAGCGUAGCUAAGGAUGUCCUUGUAAAUAAAUUCAAGAACUUCCAUGAUAAUGAAUUUGCUGAUAUGACGGAUAAGAAAGUAGAUCCUAUUUUCGGGAGAAAUCCGUUCUUACUUAAAGGUCAGGAGUGGAAAGAUAAAAGAGCUGAGAUAACACCGGCCUUCACUCAGCUCAGAAUUAAAGCCAUGUAUCCAGUCAUUGAAGACGUAUGCGAACGUAUGAAGAAGUACAUUAUAAAGGAGAAUAAGCAAGCAAUCGAGUGCAGAGAAAUGUCUGCAAAAUUCACAACGGACGUAGUCUCGAGUUGCAUUUUUGGCGUAGAUGCUGGAUCAUUUGCCGGAGGAAAUGCUCCAAUUCGAGAGAUGGGAAAACGAAUCCUAAAUUUUUCUCCAAGAUUGAUGUUAUACUUUCUUCUAGUUCAACUCGUACCAGCUUUCAAGAAAUUCUUUAAAAUAUCUUUGGUUGAGAAGGUUGUAGAAACUUUCUUCGUCGGUAUCAUGAAGGAUGCUAUUGAUUUGAGGAAAAACAACAAGAUUGACCGGACAGACUACCUUCACUACCUCCUUGAACUUCAAGAAAGAAAGAAACUUACUGAACUCGAUAUGGUUGCUCAUGCAAUAACUUUCUUCUUGGAUGGAUUUGAAACUUCAAGCAUUGUCUUGUCCUUUACCCUCUACGAAUUAGCCAAAAACAAGGAUGUUCAAGACAAACUAAGAAGUGAAAUUAGAGAAACGAUCAAAAAGCACGGAGAAAUUACUUUCGAUGUCGUUCAUGAAAUGCCAUAUCUUGAACAAGUAGUUGCAGAAUCCCUUCGCCUGCAUCCUCCGGCUUUUUUCAUGAGCAAAACCUGCACAGAAUCCUGCGAGUUACCAGUUAGAGGAACCAAAUUGGAGACCAUAGAAGAAGGAUACUACGUUGUAAUUCCCAUCUACAGUAUUCAUCGGGAUUCAAGGUACUAUGAAGACCCAGAUACUUUCAACCCAGAGAGAUUUGCACCAGAAAAGGGCGGAACGAAAAUUUACAAGGAGAAGGGUUGUUACAUCCCCUUCAGUGAUGGUCCAAGGAUAUGCCUGGGAAUGAGAUUUGCUCAAACACAACUAAAGCUUGCUAUCGUAUCCCUAGUGAAGAGCUUUGAAAUCACAGUGGAUGAGAAAACGCCCAAGGAAAUUAUUCUCAACCCAAAAGACAUUAUCCCAACUAUCCUAGGAGGUGUUUGGUUGCAAUUUAAUGAGAUCAAAGCAAAAUAAACUUGACUAAAAACAUUGUGAUGUACUGGUAUUGCUAUAUGAAUAUAUCGAACUUCAAGUUAAAA
Messenger RNA from Phlebotomus papatasi, 1718 nucleotides. Its product is annotated as probable cytochrome P450 28a5. Bases 145 to 1653 code for a protein of 502 amino acids. The transcript is spliced from 4 exons. Lineage: Eukaryota; Metazoa; Arthropoda; Insecta; Diptera; Psychodidae. The record is from RefSeq and is a predicted model, not a curated record. Gene Ontology annotation, molecular function: oxidoreductase activity, acting on paired donors, with incorporation or reduction of molecular oxygen; iron ion binding; heme binding.